GUCACUGAUUGCAAUACACUUAAAUGAUCCGACAUAAUGAUAUGUCUAAACUGUAUUCUUCCCAAAAGCCGAAUCCUUAUAGUCAUCCUUAUACUCCUUAUCCGAUUCAAAUCGAGUUGAUGCAAGCAAUUUAUGACACCAUCAAUAAUGACUUCAAAAUUGGUUUAUUUGAAAGUCCAACCGGUACUGGGAAGACAUUAUCUAUCAUAUGCUCCACCAUGACUUGGCUUAGGGAUUAUAAGAAGAAUCAUGUUUUUUCGUCAACUUCAUCUUCUUCAAAUCCAGCUAUGGACGCGUCAUCGAAAGCGUCAGCUCCCUCCUCUAGAUCAUCAAGUAACUUAAAAGAGCUCAAUUUUAGUGAUUCUAGUAGUGAAGAGGAUUCCAGUGAUGAAGAACCAGAGUGGGUUAAAAAAUCUUAUGAGAAAACCGUCAUUGCUAGAACAAAGGGAAGAGCUGAAGAGUACGAAAUAUAUCUAGAUACCGUUUCUAAAAGGUAUAAAAAAAGUACAGUUCACGAUUUAUCAAGAGAUAGGACCAUGAAGAAGAUGAAAAAAUUGAAAACAGACACUGAAAAUGCCGUUGAAGAUGACUAUUUACCAGAAGAUUACUAUAGUGAUAGUGAAAACGGAUUAGUAGGGCAAGCGACGAAAGAAAAUAAUCAACUCAGCAGCGAGAUUGAAAAACUAUUAUCCAAAGUAAAUGGCUCUGGUCAAGACCAAGUAGAGCCAAUAAAUGAAUGUCCGGUAUCGAUAUACUUUUCAUCAAGAACUCACUCUCAAUUAACUCAAUUUUCACACCAAUUGAACUUAACAAAUUUCCCAUCUUCAUUAGAUAAUAUCAGUGAACGUAUUAAAUUCCUACCUCUCGGAUCAAGAAAACAGCUUUGUAUCCAUCCAAGAAUUUCGAAAAUAUCAAAUUUGAAUAACCUAAAUGAUGCCUGUGUAGAUUUACAAAAUCUGACAUCUUCUAAUUCGAAAGGUUGUGAAUAUUUACCAAAAUUAAAUAAUCCGGAUUCAAGCAGUAUCAUAAAAGAUUUCACUGAUAUGAGUUUAACUAAGAUUCAUGAUAUUGAAGAUUUGGCCCAAUUAGGAUCUGAAUUAAAGGUUUGUCCCUAUUACUCUGUUAGAAAGGGAAUUGAAUUAACCGAAAUUGUGGCAUUACCUUAUCAAAUGUUACUUCAAGAUUCAACAAGAAAGAUCUUAAAUCUAAAAAUUGAUAAUUCGAUAGUCAUUAUUGACGAAGCUCACAAUUUACUAGAUACGAUUACUGCAAUGAAUAGUUUAUCAAUUACAUCCAAUGAACUCAGUGAUAUAAUUAAAUCUUUAAAGUUUUAUCUAGCUAAAUUUCUGAAGAGAUUAAACAGUGGUAAUAGAAUAAAUAUCAUGAAGUUAAUAAAACUAUGUCAAAUUUUAAUCAAUUUCGUCAAUAAAUCAUCUCCAGUUGCUGGUAGAGAAAUAUCCACCCAGGAGAUUUUCGAUGGUAAUACUGGGGAUUUGAUCAAUGUCCAUAAAAUUGAAAAAUUUUUGAACAAAUCCAAAAUUGCUUAUAAAAUUGAAACCUAUAUGGAAAAAUUGAAAAAGCAAGAAUCGAAUAACACCACUAAGACCUCAUCUUCAUCGAAUCCAUUACUUUUCAAGAUCACCCAGUUUUUGAUGAAACUUAAUAAUCCUUCUAAAGAGGGAAAGUUUUUCUGGGACACUGCUUCAAAUACUAUUCUGAUAAAUUAUAUGUUGCUUGAUCCAAGUGAAAUUUUCAAGCCUCUAGUUACAAGAAGUAAGUGUGUGUUAUUAUGUGGGGGAACAAUGGAACCUAUGAAUGAUUAUACCGAUUAUUUAUUUCCAUAUAUUCCCAAUAAUAAAUUGAAAAAAUUCAGCUGUGAUCAUAUAAUUCCUGAUGAAAACUUAAAAGUAUUCCCUAUAACUCACUAUCAACGGACCAACUUCGAAUUUUCGUUCGACAAGAGAAACAAUCCCAGCAUGAUUGAAGCAUUGGGGAAAUGUUUGGUAGAAUUGAUUCAGAGUAUUGCCAGUGGGGUUGUGAUUUUUUUCCCAAGUUAUAAAUAUUUGAACCAAGUUCUUGACAGUUGGAAACGAGUCGGGGUUUACGAUAAAAUGAAUAAUAUGAAAACCAUAUACGAAGAGCCAACUGACUCAUCAAAUGUUGAUUCGACAUUAGCGUCAUAUUCCUCAACAAUCAAAUCUAACCACGGAGCCAUUUUAUUCUCAGUCGUUGGAGGAAAAAUGUCUGAAGGGAUUAAUUUUUCCGAUGAUCUUGCUAGGUCUGUGAUCAUGAUUGGUUUGCCAUACCCCAAUGCAUAUCUGGGAGAAAUGAUUGCCCGGAAGAAUUUCAUUAAGGAGACCACCAUUUCAAGGGGAGGAACUCCAACUGAGGCCAAUUCCAACGCCCAAAAUUUUUAUGAGAACAUAUGUAUGAGGGCCAUUAACCAAAGUGUUGGAAGGAGUAUUCGACAUUCCAAAGAUUACUCGACCAUUUAUUUAAUUGACAGCCGAUUCCAACAGGCUAGAAUUCAGAACAAACUAAGUGCUUGGGUUAAAAAACGGAUUAUUAAUAAUAAAAACUUAAAUGAAAUUCUUGAUGAAACUAAUGAAUUUUUCAAUUCAAAACUUGUAAAUAGAUCAAUCUAAUUAAGUAAUUAUUUAUUCAUUAAAAUGCAUAAGAAACAUCACUUCGAAGUACCCAUUUUUCACCUUCGCUUACCAAUUGAGCUUCGUGUUUCAAACAAUCAUCUCCAUGUUUAUGUAGCAAUGCCAUACCUUUCGUUGGAUGGAUACUCACGGGUUUGGCAUUGCGUUCAAAUUCAGGAUAGAAGAUCGUAUCACCACCUUUAAAUUCAUCGUCUCCGGUCAAAUAGAUCAACAAAGUCCAUUUGGUUGUAACUUUCGGAGUAUCCUUGUUGAAACCCUCACAAACUACCGAAUCAUCAUAAUGUUUACCAAAAUGAUGUCCUUUCCUAUACCUAUAGAUUCUCAAUUGAGGAUUCAAGCCAUGGGCGUCUUGGAAAAUAGAUUUGAUUUCAUCCAAUUCUUCAUCCUGAUACCCAGGGUCCUGUAAUAAGAUGUCUUUCAAAUACGUCCA
This is a messenger RNA of Hyphopichia burtonii NRRL Y-1933, 3096 nucleotides long. RefSeq lists its product as uncharacterized. NCBI's taxonomy places the organism in Eukaryota, Fungi, Ascomycota, Pichiomycetes, Serinales, Debaryomycetaceae. Gene Ontology annotation, cellular component: nucleus. Gene Ontology annotation, molecular function: DNA helicase activity; DNA binding; ATP binding. The transcript has a single exon. The record is from RefSeq and is a predicted model, not a curated record. The coding region runs from base 24 to 2645 and encodes 873 amino acids. Gene Ontology annotation, biological process: establishment of sister chromatid cohesion; nucleobase-containing compound metabolic process.